Molecule: messenger RNA, 1704 nt
Organism: Capsella rubella
Lineage: Eukaryota; Viridiplantae; Streptophyta; Magnoliopsida; Brassicales; Brassicaceae
Product: pentatricopeptide repeat-containing protein At4g14190, chloroplastic
Exons: 2
Coding region: 28-1533 (501 amino acids)
Molecular function (GO): protein binding
Source: RefSeq, a predicted model, not a curated record
UUUGCAGAGAGCUUCGAAAGAGUGUAAAUGGAGAAUCUGACGACGGCGCAAUUUCUCCACAGCGCGACUCUACAGAAGAAACCAUCUCCUCCUCCGCUAUGGAAUUCGAACACAAGCUUUCUCAGUUUCUCAACAAGAAGAGCUUGUUCGAUAUCUAAAACCUCUACUCUCCGCCGCUCUUUGCCUUUGUCUAUCAAUGGCUACGCGACGACGCAGCCCACCUCUCUUCUCCACCACCACCACCAGCGGUUUAUCAGUUCAUUGCCGCGGCGGCUUGGUCUUCCCGGUUCGUGUCCUUUACAAUUGCUUCAAGAGGAUGGAGAUUGGAGCAAAGACCAUUUCUGGGCUGUAAUUCGUUUUCUCCGUCACUCUUCAAGACUCCACGAGAUUCUUCCUGUUUAUGAUGCGUGGAAGAAUCUUGAACCAUCGCGAAUAAGUGUGGUCAAUUACGAGAGGGUUAUAAGGUUUUUAUGUGAGGAAAGAUCGAUGAAUGAAGCAAUUCGAGCUUUUCGUAGUAUGAUUGAUGAUGAUGAGCUAAGUCCGUCUUUAGAAAUCUAUAAUUCAAUCAUCCAUGGUUAUGCUGAUGAUGGGAAGUUUGAGGAAGCUAUGUUCUACUUGAAUCAGAUGAAAGAGAAUGGUCUGUCACCGAUAUCCGAGACAUACGAUGGCUUGAUUGAAGCAUACGGUAAAUGGAAAAUGUAUGAUGAGAUUGUUUUGUGCGUUAGGAGAAUGGAAUCUGAUGGUUGUGUGCGUGACCAUGUUACUUAUAAUCUACUUAUACGCCAGUUUUCCCGUGGAGGGUUGCUUAAGAGAAUGGAGCAGAUGUAUCAGAGCUUGAUGUCGAGGAAGAUGACUCUCGAGCCUUGUACAUUGUUGUCCAUGCUUGAAGCUUAUGCGGAGUUUGGGGUUAUUGAAAAAAUGGAGGAAACGUGUAACAAGAUUAUAAGGUUUGGGAUUUCUUUAGAUGAUGGUUUAGUUAGGAAGUUAGCUAAGGUUUACAUCGAUAACCUCAUGUUCUCGAGGCUUGAUGAUCUGGGUCGUGGCAUUUCUUAUUCUAGAACCCGUAGGUCUGAUCUCGCUUGGUGUCUCAGGCUUCUGUGUCAUUCUCGUCUUGUGAGUCGAAAAGGUUUGGAUUAUGUUCUUAAAGAGAUGACAGAAGCUAAAGUUACUUGGAAUACAACUUUUGCCAAUAUCGUACUUUUAGCUUACUCAAAAAUGGGGGAUUUUAAGAGCAUCGAGCUGCUCCUUGAUGGGCUACGGACAAAACGUGUGAAGCUUGAUCUUGUAACUGUGGGAAUUGUCUUCGACUUGAGUGAAGCUGGUUUCGAUGGUACUGGAGUUUUUAUGACUUGGAAAAAGAUUGGGUUUCUUGAUAAGCCUGUGGAAAUGAAGACUGAUCCUUUGGUUCAUGCUGCUUUUGGGAAAGGGCAGUUUCUUAGGCGCUGUGAAGAAAUGAGAGGCGAAGAUCCAACACCAUGGACGUACCAGAAUCUUAUGGAACUUGUGGUUACGAAUCAGAAAACUGUAGUUUAGUAAUGUAAAUUUCGACCUAUACAAACACUAGACUGUAUGUAGAGACUAACAGUUGUGUAAGCUUCUCUUAAGUCUUCUUCUCUUGUACACGAUUGUCUCUGCUUGUAUUUGUCUUGUUUCUCUGUCUUGUAUAGACCCUUACACGGUGUUGUGUUAGUUACAUUUACACCA